AUGAAGCGAGCCCCCUGGACACAUGUAGGACUCACUCUCCUCCAGUUCCUGCUCAUCUCCUGCUUUCCAAGAGAGUACACAGUGAUCAAUGAAAACUGCCCCGGUGCUGAGUGGAAUAUCAUGUGUCGGGAGUGCUGCGAAUACGACCAAAUUGAGUGCAUCUGCCCAGGACAGAAAGAAAGAGUGGGCUACACCAUUCCCUGCUGCAGGAACGAGGAUAAUGAGUGUGACUCCUGCUUAAUUCACCCAGGCUGCACCAUUUUUGAGAACUGCAAGUCCUGCCACAACGGCUCCUGGGGAGGGACACUUGAUGACUUCUACAUCAAAGGGAUCUACUGUGCACAGUGCAGAGCUGGCUGGUACGGAGGUGAUUGCAUGAGGUGCGGGCAGGUUCUUCGGGCUUCUAAAGGUCAGAUUUUGCUGGAGGGGUACCCACUGAAUGCACGAUGUGAAUGGACUAUUCAUGUUCAAGCUGGAUUUAACAUUGAAUUAAGAUUUUCCAUGCUGAGCCUGGAGUUUGACUACAUGUGCCAGUAUGACUAUGUGGAGGUCCGUGAUGGGGACAAUUUGGACAGUCGAAUAAUUAAGAAAUUUUGUGGAAAUGAGAGGCCGCCUCCCAUCCGAAGCACUGGGUCUUCACUCCAUGUCCUCUUCCAGUCUGAUGGAUCCAAGAACUUUGAUGGAUUUCAUGCUGUCUUUGAAGAAAUUACAGCUUGUUCUUCAUCUCCAUGUCUUCAUGAUGGAACGUGCAUUCUAGACAAAAGUGGUACCUACAAAUGUGCCUGUCUGGCUGGCUAUACAGGGAAUCGCUGUGAAAACUUUCUGGAUGAAAAAAACUGCUCAGAUCCUGGUGGCCCACUCAAUGGCUACAGAAGAGUAGUAGAAGACACUGGGCUCUUGAUAGGACGCUAUGCAAAAAUUGGCACAGUCAUUGCUUUCUUUUGUAACAACUCGUAUGUUCUUAGUGGGAAUGAACAGAGGACCUGCCAAGACGAUGGAGAAUGGUCAGGGAAACAGCCAAUCUGCAUAAAAGCCUGCAGAGAGCCAAAGAUCUCUGACCUGGUGAGACAGAAAGUGCUUCCAAUGCAGGUUCAGUCAAGGGAAACACCUUUGCAUCAACUUUACUCAUCUGCAUUCAGCAAGCAAAAGCUUGAAAUCUAUCCAACCAAGAAGCCAGCACUUCCAUUUGGAGACCUGCCCUCAGGGUACCAGCAUCUGCACACUCAGCUUCAGUAUGAAUGCAUUUCUCCUUUCUACCGACGCCUAGGUAGCAGCAGGAGGACUUGUCUGAAGACAGGAAAAUGGAGUGGAAGAGCCCCUGUGUGUAUUCCAAUCUGUGGAAAAGCAGAAAACAUCACCCUUCAGAAGACUGUGACCUCUACCAGGUGGCCCUGGCAAGCGGCAAUCUAUCGGACUGCCAACAGGGUAAAGGACAACAGUCUCCGGAAAGGGGCCUGGAUCCUUAUCUGCAGUGGGGCCCUGGUGAAUGAGCGCACCGUGGUGGUGGCAGCUCACUGCGUUACUGACCUGGGCAAGACCAUUGUGCUGAAGACAGCAGAGCUCAAGGUGGUUCUGGGGAAGUUCUACAGAGAUGAUGAUAGGGAUGAAAAGACCAUCCAGAACCUGCGGAUUUCUGCCAUCAUAGUGCAUCCCAAUUAUGACCCUAUAUUACUUGAUUCUGACAUAGCUAUCAUAAAACUCUUGGACAAAGCCAGAAUCAGCAGUCGUGUUCAACCCAUUUGUUUGUCAUCGUCUCAAGACUUGAUUUCAUCCACAGAGGAUUUAAAAAUAAUGGUUACUGGAUGGAAGCUAUUGGCUGACGUUAAAGACCCCACAUACAAGAAUGACACAAUCCGUAUGGGAGCUGUUCAGAUGGUGGAUUCACUGUUGUGUGAGCAACAGUAUGAGGAUAAUGGGAUACAAGUCAGCAUCACUGACAGCAUGUUCUGUGCCAAACAAGACCACACAGCCUUUUCUAAUAUCUGCCCGGCUGAGACUGGUGGGAUUGCAGCCAUAACUUUGCCAGGAAAAGCAUCUCCUGAGCUAAGGUGGCACCUGAUGGGCUUAGUGAGCUGGGGUUACGAUAAAACUUGCAGAUUAGAACUCUACAGUGGCUACACCAAAGCUCUUCUCUUCAAAGACUGGAUUGAGAAGAACCUGAAAUAAAAAGCUGUAACUGCAAAUGGCAUUUUAUAACUAUAUUAAAUAUCUCUCUCAGUCUCUGCUGCUUUAGGCUUCUCAUCCAAGUGAUGAGCCAUGUCUGGGAGAAGGUUAAGGCAGACAGCCUGGUAAUUUGUCCUAGGAUCAGAUGUUCCAUCAGGCUACUUUUACUUAACCCAUGACAGAGGGUCUUAGUGCAUGAGAAGUUUUGCCAUAUUUAGCCAGUCUCUCCUGGUGGGAAUAUGA
Charadrius vociferus (killdeer) is the source of this 2406-nucleotide messenger RNA. It is a transcript of the gene PAMR1, whose product is annotated as peptidase domain containing associated with muscle regeneration 1. The transcript is spliced from 11 exons. Gene Ontology annotation, molecular function: calcium ion binding; serine-type endopeptidase activity. Gene Ontology annotation, biological process: proteolysis. The record is from RefSeq and is a predicted model, not a curated record. NCBI's taxonomy places the organism in Eukaryota, Metazoa, Chordata, Aves, Charadriiformes, Charadriidae. The coding region runs from base 1 to 2166 and encodes 721 amino acids.